Messenger RNA from Parascedosporium putredinis, 2586 nucleotides. NCBI's taxonomy places the organism in Eukaryota, Fungi, Ascomycota, Sordariomycetes, Microascales, Microascaceae. The record is from the annotation of a GenBank genome assembly.
AUGACGUCGGCCCAACUCACCGAUGUUUUGACCGAGCGGUGGCCGCUCCUCGCUGUGGGCGCUACUACACUCCUUGUCGAGGCUAAGCACACCAAACUGACCGUCGAAAACAGUCUCGAGAUUGCCAGGGUCAUCAAGGUUGAUUUGACGCCCGCUCUCGUCCGAUUCAAUCCAACUAUUGCUGGGGAGGUCGCUGAGGCCUUUCGUCGCGAGCUUCAGAUCGGCGAUGACUGGACAGAGAUCAACAUCAACCAAAAGCUUCUCCGUAUCAUAGGCAUGGUCUCUGGGCGGAUCUUCAUCGGCCCCGAGCUCUGCCAUAGCGAAGAGUACCUCGACGCAUCCAUAAACUACACAAUCGAAGUCAUGACGGCGGUCCAGGAAAUCGGCCGUCUCAAGUGGUUCCGCGAUCUUCGAGCCCCAUACCUGCCCUCGGUCAAGCGCCUGGAUCAACGGAUCGAACAGGCCUUGGCCUUUUUGAACCCCAUUAUCAAUUCCCGCCUCGAAUCCUCGAAACACGAUCCCGGAUACGAGAAGCCCGACGACUUGCUUCAGUGGCUACUCGAUUCCUCCGCAAAGCUGGGCAAAGGAGAAGAUGUGGAACGCAUUGCGAAGCUCCAGCUCGGCCUCAGCUUCGCCGCCAUUCAUACCACGACGAUGGCCACCACAAAUGCCUUUUACAACCUCGCUGCCAUGCCAGAGAUUAUCCCCGAGCUUCGUCAAGAGAUUCGGGACGCCCUUGCGGAGACGGGAGGAAUUUUCACCAGCCAGGCUCUGCAGAAGAUGAAAAAGCCCGUUUUGAGCAAUCCCGAACUGACCAAGCUAGCCUCGUUCCACCGCAAGGUCUUGAAGACCGUGACUCUGUCCAGCGGCCAAGUUCUUCCCGCAGGAUCCACCAUCGAAGUGUCUGCGGUUGGCGUCAACCUCGAUGAGGAAAUAUUCCCCGAUAGCGACAAGUUCGACGCCUUUAGGUAUUACCGCGCGCGGGAGGAGGGCACGAAGGAGAAGGGGGCCCGUUCCGCGGAGACUGUUGCGACGAACCAGUUCUUUGCUGCCAAUGAGAUCAAGAUGAUCUUGUCGAAUGCGCUCUUACGAUACGAUCUGAAGAAUAUCGACUCCGAGGCUGGGCGCAUCCCUAAUCUAGAGUUUGGUACGAUGCUUGAGAAUGACAUGGACGAGGCUAAUGCGAUGCUGUCACCAGUCAACUCCCGAUGGCUCGAAUUCAAGCUUUUGUGCCGUGGAAAUGACUACGACACACCCCACGACACCACUGCCCCCGGAUACCAUCUCCCUUCCAUAGCGGACGAGAUCGCGGCUCUAGUCCUCGAGCAGUUCAACUCACUACCUAAGAAACGGAAACCCACCGUGCGUGACACGGGCGCCCACGAAUGGAUUCCGCUCAGCAGCAUCGUAGCUGAGAGGAAUGGCCAGCAUCGCUGUGUAGCCCUCGCGGGAGUCAAGAGGCUAACUAAAGGGGUGGAAAACGUGGUGGCACGCCCGUUCCCCCUCCCCCGCAGUACAGGUAUGAAGUGUCUUCCCGCGGCGAAGCUCAAGGAAGCCAAUGGUAACGGGCUGCAUGACUGGCAUGCCGAAAUCCUGGCCAUCCGCGCCUUGAACCACUUUCUCCUCACAGAGGCCCGCGAGCUUAGUAGCGGCAAGGAUACGAAUGAAGAGUUGCGCCUCCUACGUUGGACCACGCCCGCGGAUAGGGAGGCGCAAGUCGGCAUGUCCCAGCCAUUUACCAUUCGUCAAGAUGUGAAACUAUACAUGUAUUCUUCCGAAGCUCCGUGCGGAGACGCAAGCAUGGAGCUCACCAUGUCCGCCCAAGAAGACCCAACGCCCUGGUCCGUCCCAACACCCUCCGCCAGCGACGACCCGCAGCUCCCCGGCCGCCAAUACUUUUCCCAUCUCGGCAUCGUGCGCCGCAAGCCCUCUCGCCCCGACGCUCCGCCCACCCUCUCCAAGUCUUGCUCCGACAAGCUCGCGUUGGCCCAGGCAACCUCCCUCCUUUCCUCCCCCGCCGCGCUGCUCAUCAACCCCGCCAACGCCUACCUUUCCGCCCUGAUCCUGCCCUCGGCCGUCUUCGUUCCCGACGCCUUCCACCGGUGCUUCUCCGAUCGAAUGGGCGCCGUCAGCAGCGCGACGUGGCCUGGCGGGUACCACUUUUGGGCGGUACAACCCGCCGUCACCUCUGUCGAGUUUACCUUUUCAAGGCGCGAAGUGGCCCGGCGGUCCGGCGGGGCUAUGGUACCCUGCAAUGUCUCGGCCGUCUGGGGCGCGCAGGGCCUGGAAGAGGGCUUGGUCAACGGCAUUCUGCAGGGUAAGAAGGCGUUUACCGAACGCGGAGCGAGCUCGCUCUCUAGGAGAAGAUUGUGGGAGCUCGCGGCGGAUGUCGCGGGGUUACUUGGGGAGGAGGGAGAAAAGAUUCGACAAGCGCUGGCCGAGGCAAGCUAUGGGGCGAUAAAGGGGAGCCGACCUCUCGCGCAAAGGCGAGACGUCAAGGGGCUUGUGCGCGAAGACGCGUUGAAGGGAUGGGUAAGAAACGUGGGGGAUGAUGACUUUGUCAUUACUAGGAACUUGCACACUUGA